GCUGCAGAGUUAUUUUGGAAAGUCAGCUGAUGUUUUCCACCUGAAGGCAGACAAAGACACGAAAUGACCUGAGGUACGACAGCUUGAGCAGCUUUUCAUACUCCGCAGGUGAAGGAUGUGACAAUAACUCACGAUGAGAGAAACAAUAACACAUUUUCAACAGUUUACCUGCUCGGCGCUAGCUACCUAGCUAAGCUAACGUUAGCCAGCCGCUAACGCAGCAGUGUGUCGGCUCUCAGCCGGGGGAACUUGUUUGCGCUACGACCCGAAUUCGAUGUGACAUUCUAAAAUCUCCAGCCUAUCAGCCUCGGUGCCGUGUUUAGACGCUGACUCAUUGCUGGGUUUCCUCUAUCUGGACACUAUGUGGCUCCAGCAGAGGCUAAAGGGGCUGCCGGGCUUGUUGUCGAGCAGCUGGGCGAGGAGGCUGCUGAUCGGACUGCUGCUCUUCAUCAUCUUCUACUGGUACCUGGGAGCCGAGCGCCGGUGGAGCCUGUUCAGCGGCUCCGCCAUGCCCGGGGGGGCGGCCGGACAGUGCCUUCUCACUGAGAUCCACAGGUGGAAGUCUCUGGUGGACCGGGGAGAGGGGAUAUACAGCACACCUCAGGAACAACUAGAUACACCGUUUGUAUCCGGUAACGGCCAUAUUCUUAUUGACAUUGACUCUAACAAACUGUGGGUAGCGUCGUCCUCGCAGCCCGGCUCGGCUCCGGUCCACCAGACUGAGUACUCGCCGAGAGUCGGCGUCCAUCUGGAGGGGAAACGCGCCGAGGCUCAGGCUACCAUGCUGUGGUUCCGGAAAGGCUCGGUGCUGUCGGUCCGCUGUGCCUCACCGGCCGCCCUGCAGUCCGCCAGAGACUGUAUCAGCAUCAGAGAGGAGUUCAUCGCGCACAGGAGCAGACCCAACGUCUACCUGCAGCGGAUCCACAUCAACAACCCGUCUGACCGGCCCGCCUCCCUGGAGGUUUCCUCUGACAACCCCUCAUUUGGGAGCAAGUUCUCCAGCAGUGUGGAGAAACUGGAGGACAGAGACAUCGUGCUGUCCUCCGGCAGAGUGCCUGUGGAGAAUAACCGCAUGGUGUUAGUGUUGGUGGUCACCAAGAAGCUCAACAGCAGGAUCCAGGUCUCUGCUAAAUCCGACUACACAGAAAACAUCCUGUCAGUUGUGUGGACCUCAGAGGCCAUCGAGCCCUCCAAGCUGGAGGAGACCUUCACCGCCCUCCGAGAUGGAGCCAAAAAGGAGCUGGGGGAGUUGCUGAGAGCCAGUGUGGAUGAGCUGGUUAAUGAUCACCAGCAGGCCUGGAUGGACCUCUUCAUUUCAGGUGUUGAAAUGAGGAAGAUCACAGACUCGCACACGCCAUCGAGCCGCACCGUGAACACCACGCUCUACUACAUCCUCUCCUCCUUCGUGGCUCCCCUGCUGGACCGAAGGUUGAGUGGCGAGGAGCGCGCUCACCUCGAGUCCAGCCUCAACUACGCCGACCACUGCUUCAGUGGCCACGCCACCAUGCACGCAGAGAACCUGUGGCCCGAGCGGGUGAGCAGCGCCGCUCAGAUACUGCAGCUGGUCACGCUGUGGACUCUGACUCUGCAGAAGAGAGGCUGCAAGGUGCUGGUGGCGGCCGGAGCACACGGAGCCAUGCAGGGCAUGGUGCUCAGCUUCGGUGGCCUGCAGUUCACAGAGAACCACCUUCAGUUCCAGGCCGAUCCCGACGUUCUUCACAACAGCUACGCCCUUAGAGGGAUCCACUACAACCAGGACCUCAUCAAUCUGGCCGUGUUGCUGGACAUGGAGGGGAAGCCUUUCCUCCACGUGUCAGUGAAGCCGCAGGAGAAGCCGGUGAAGCUGUACGCGUGUGAGGCCGGCUGCCUCAACGAGCCCGUGGAGCUGACGUCAGAGAUCAAAGGUCACACCUUCCCCGUGAUGGUGACGCAGCCCAUCACGCCGCUCCUGUACAUCUCCACAGACCUGCGCCACCUGCAGGACCUCCGCCACACCCUGCACCUCAAGGCCAUCCUGGCUCACGAGGAGCACAUGGCCAACAGGUACCCAGGCCUGCCUUUCCUCUUCUGGUUCAGCGUGGCCUCGCUCAUAACGCUCUUCCACCUGUUCCUCUUCAAGCUCAUAUACAACGAGUACUGUGGCCCCGGAGCCAAGCCCCUCUUCAGGAGCAAGGUCGCCCACAAAAGUGAGGAUGGCUGCUGUGAGCCCAGGAAUGCUGCUUGAACACUGCAGUGCUGUGCACUCGCUCAACAUGUGGCAGCGGCUCUACUUGACCUGGGCAGCAUGGGGGGCGUUCACAUGGCUGUGCUGUUGUUCAGUGACAUCAACCUCUUGGGUGUGUGUUUGUAAAGAGUGAUUAACAGGAAGCAGGGUUCGUACAGACAGGGGCAAGUCAGAUUCAAGGACUUUCAAGUACUUUUUCAAGCACCUAUUUUUUGAUCUUUCCACAACCACCUGCUGCAAGACAAUUGUGCAAAUUUGUAAAUACAGCAAACACACUACCAGGGCCUAAAAUUAACUUAUCAUUAAAUAACCCUUUGAAAACUCUCUGCUGCUUUUAGAUGCUUUUCACAAGUAUUUAA
Plectropomus leopardus (leopard coralgrouper) is the source of this 2583-nucleotide messenger RNA. RefSeq names its product KIAA2013 ortholog. The record is from RefSeq and is a predicted model, not a curated record. Lineage: Eukaryota; Metazoa; Chordata; Actinopteri; Perciformes; Serranidae.